UUGAGUCAUAGAAAUAUGAUUCCUCUUAUUAAAUUAAAGGCUGAGGCUAUAUUUAUAGCCUUUGUGUGUUGUGUAUAUUUUGUGAGUUCGGUUGAAGGCCAAUUGCCUGGUAAAUUUGUUCAAAAUCCUUGCGUAAGCAAACGUACAUGUCACGAGUGUAUACAAACAAAAAAUUGUGCCUGGUGUAUGCAACCAGAUAAUGGGAAUAUGUCAAGAUGUUUUCCAUCUAAUUAUACUGACAUUUGCCCAAAAGACUUUGUGUGGAACCCCGCUACGAUGGAAAAGUUGACCAUUAAUCGGAAACUAACUUUAGGCGGUCAAAGCAGAUCUAAGGAAGAUAAACGUGAAGAUAUUGUGCAAAUAAGUCCUCAGCGAGUAUCCCUAAAAUUACGCAUAAACGAAGUACAUAGUUUACGCAUGCGUUAUUCUCAAGCUGAAGAUUAUCCUGUUGAUUUGUACUAUCUUAUGGAUUUGUCAAAUUCUAUGGCGGAUGAUAAAGAAAAACUGUCGGCCUUGGGUGAUUUACUCUCAGAUACUAUGCGAAAUAUUACCUCAAAUUUCCGUUUAGGUUUCGGCUCAUUUGUUGAUAAAGUUUUAAUGCCCUAUACUUCAAGUUCUCCUAAAAACUUGGAAGAGCCAUGUUCUGGAUGUGCAGCACCUUAUGUAUUUAAGAAUGUAAUGUCUUUAAGCAAGGAUACUUUUCGGUUCUCAACAGAAGUAAAAAAUGCUACAAUUUCUGGUAAUUUGGAUGGACCUGAGGGAGGCUUGGAUGCCUUAAUGCAAGCUGUAGUUUGUCGCGAGCAAAUCGGUUGGCGCCAACAAGCCCGUCGAUUGCUUGUAUUAUCAACAGAUAAUCGUGCACACUUCGCCGGUGAUGGCAAGCUUGGUGGUGUUAUACAACCGAAUGAUGCCGAAUGCCACUUAAGUUCAGACGGAAAUUACACACACUCGGUUAUUCAAGACUACCCUAGCAUUGCUCAAAUCAAUCGUGUAGUGAAAGAACAUGCUAUCAAUGUGAUAUUUGCUGUAACUGAAAGCCAUCAGUCAAUCUAUAAGAAAUUAUCCCGAAAUAUUGAAGGUUCGUCUACGGCCAUAUUAUCGGAAGAUUCUUCUAAUGUUGUAGACUUGGUUAAAGAUGAAUAUAAUAAAAUAUCUUCCUCUAUUGAAAUGAAAGAUAAUGCCUCCCGUCAUGUUGAGAUCACCUAUCAUUCAGCGUGUUUGAACGGUGGCUCCGAAAUACCCACUUCAAAAUGUGAUGGCCUUAAGGUCGGUGAUGUUGUCAAUUUUACCGCCCAAAUUUUGGUUACAUCCUGUCCCACUGACCCCGCCGAAUGGAAUCAAGUUAUUCAAAUCUAUCCUGUAGGCAUUAAUGAAACUUUAAUCAUCGAUUUAGAAAUGUUGUGUACCUGCCCAUGUGAAAAACCUGGAUCAACUGGUUAUCAAACCGAUUCACCAGUAUGUAAUAAUCAUGGUACCCUGAUGUGUGGUAGUUGUGAAUGUGAUGACUUGCAUUUCGGUCGCAAAUGUGAAUGUUCUGCUGUCGAUGUUUAUUCGAAAAAAGGUAAAAAUUUAGGAUGUCGUGCUGAUAAUGUGACAGAAAUUGAUUGCAAUGGUCGUGGUAGUUGUUUGUGUGGUGUUUGCGAAUGUGAUAAGCGUUCUAAUCCGGACGAAAUUAUUUCUGGAAGUUUCUGUGAAUGUGAUAAUUUCUCUUGUGAUCGUCGUGAGCAACUAUUGUGUUCGGGUCCUAAUCAUGGCGUUUGUGAGUGUGGUAGUUGUGUUUGUAAACUAGGUUGGACGGGUGCAGCUUGUGAUUGUAGAGUUUCAAAUGAAACAUGUAUUCCACCCAAUGAUGGUAAAAUCUGUUCAGGAAAUGGCGUAUGUGAAUGUGGCGCAUGCAAAUGUAGAGCAACCAAAGAUGGACGAUAUUCUGGUCAAUUUUGCGAGAAGUGUUCCACAUGUGCAAGUCGUUGUCUCGAGCUAAGAGAUUGUGUCCAAUGUCAAAUGUAUAAGACAGGUCCGCUAAAAAAUAUUUCAGAUUGUGCCGCCAAUUGUACGUCAUUUGUAACAAAAGGCGUUGUAAAGGUCGAGAUUGAUGACCAGAAAGAAGAAAAUCUUUGCACAGUUUAUGAUGAUAAUGAUUGUAAAUUUACUUUUAAAUACAGCGAAGACAAUGAUGAUAUAGUGGAUGUGCAUGCUGAGAUUAAUAUUGAAUGUCCUUCUAAAGUAUUUAUAUUGGGUUUGGUGUUGGGUAUUAUUGGCACCAUGGUGUUGGUUGGUUUGGCUACACUGUUGUUGUGGAAACUAUUGACUACCAUGCAUGAUAAACGUGAGUUUGAAAAAGAACGCAUGGAUGCGAAAUGGAAUACGGGAGGAAAUCCACUUUUUACGCCAGCUACAACAACGUUCGAAAAUCCUACGUAUUCAGAAAAAUAAUUUUUAAAAUAUUUGUGAGGAAAUUCACAUAUUAAUUUUACAAAUUAACAAUGACUAAAUUAUUUCCCACUCAUUUAUAAUCAAUUUUUAAUUUUAUAAAAGAUUUAUAAAACGGAAUUACCAUACAAAAUUUGUUUUAUCAACCUGUAAUAAAUUUAUAAAUUGAUUAUAAAUAAUGCCUUUUAAAUAUAAUGUUGUGUACAAGUAUAAGUAUUUAUGUGUAUUGAUUGUCUCGUAAAAAAAGAAAAGGAUAGUUAUUAAUAUAAGGAAUAUUAUGUUAAGAAAUUUUUUUGUCAUAUCUUUAUAAAUAAAAUUCAGAUAUAAAUAAGAAAGAGCACUAUA
This is a messenger RNA of Calliphora vicina (urban bluebottle blowfly), 2775 nucleotides long. Its product is annotated as integrin beta-PS-like. Gene Ontology annotation, molecular function: integrin binding. The transcript is spliced from 8 exons. Gene Ontology annotation, cellular component: integrin complex; cell surface; focal adhesion. Lineage: Eukaryota; Metazoa; Arthropoda; Insecta; Diptera; Calliphoridae. The record is from RefSeq and is a predicted model, not a curated record. Gene Ontology annotation, biological process: cell-matrix adhesion; integrin-mediated signaling pathway; cell migration. The coding region runs from base 16 to 2433 and encodes 805 amino acids.